CCGAGCUAACGAGGUCCACUUCCAAGUUUCACGACAUCGCUUCAAGCAUUCCAAGGUCCACUUUCAACUUGCUGUAAAUUUAAUGCAUCACGAAAAGGUGUAUGAGUUUUUGCUAUUGGCACUAUGAUGAAUGAGGGCGAGGUGGUGGAAGGUCCUCUGAGCGAUUCUGAUCCUGGCGAAGAAGUAGCAGACUGGACAGACUGGAAUGCAAAUGAAAGUGGGGCGGACUCUGGAGACGAGGCUUCCACCCUUUGCCUCUUCUGCAAAAAGGUUGCACCUUCAGCAGCUGCGUCCCUGCACCACUGCAAAGCGGAACACGGUUUUGACUUGACCGGCUUCCUCAAGCAGUACCAUCUGGAUCUGUACGACAGCAUAAAAGUUGUCAACUACCUCAGGCGUCAGGUUUCUGAAUUGACGUGUCCCCGCUGCGCAACCCACUUCACCUCACGGGACGCAUUGCUUCUCCACCUCCAAGACACCAGCCAUUUUGGCCUCGAACCCCCUCUCUCGAGCACCGGAAACACAGAGUCAGAGAGUGCUGCCCGGGGGCCUUGGGACAAUGACGCGUUCCUAGCGCCCUUUCUCCAAGACGAUCCCCUCUUGUACACCCUGGAAGAUGACGACGUAGAACUUGAAGAGGAAGCGGGCGCCGUUGAUGAGGGUCGGGAUGAGGUCAGCGGCCUUGUGAGCCAGCUCCCUAAAACAAUGUCAAUGGACCCGGGGUAUGAGGCCGACGUCAGCGUGCAUGGGGGCCUGCAUCCGCCUGGCACCAGCCACGUGACCAAGGCAACCCCGGCGCUGAGGGACUCCCCCACCAGCAGCACUGGCAGCGAGAGGGGCAUGCGAAUGGAUCUGGGCGGUGGCCCCACCGCUCGCAGUUUCGAUUCUGAUGCGACGAGUGCGUCCGAGCAGAGUCGCAGUUUUGAGGAGCCUCCGCAAAGGUCCCCUGGUCGCGCAGGGACAGGUCGGAUGCUCCCAAAGGCAGGCGGGCUGAAGGCACGGGUGUCGCCUCCGGCCCCGCUUGUGGCGGGGCUGAGCCGCGAGCUGCACGAGGGGGACCGCCUGCUGAUGCUGCAGCGCGAAAACGAGGACCUGCGCGCGGAGCUGGCGGCCAUGAAGAUAGCGCAGCAGGAUGCCGAAGAGUUGCAGGCAGAAGUUGCGGCCCUCCAGUUCUCCCUUGCAAAGCCUCGCCAGGCUGGCGAGGAACCGGCCGACCUCCCUGAAUUCAAGAAGACCAAGCGCAUCUCGUUCGACGACCCCGACUCUUCCGGGCCCAACUCCCCCCCACCGGCUCCGCACACGACCCCCGUUUCGUCACCUUUGCAUGAGGUCCUUCAGCGCAGGGGGGUCGCCACGCCCAGCCGGAGGGGGGCAUACCACACCCCGGGGUCCCCGCACCCGCGCCGGUUCCUGAUGCACACCCUCAGCACCCCGGGGUCUCCCCAUCCCCGCAAGUUCAUGCAGUCGCCACUCUUCCAGGGGGACGGGGACGACGCAGACGAUGAGGGCGACGAGAUGGACGAGGGGGACAGCGAAGGAGGGGGCGUUGGGAAUAGGCUGCGCUCGGGGGGGGGUUCUCACCCGGUGAUUGGGCUGGACGAAGUGGCCAAGAAAGAGGGGGUGGCGGUGGAACAGUUGGUGGAGGAAGAAGAGCAGCUCGAGGAGGCGGAGAUUAUGUUUGGAGGGGACGAGGAGCCAGCGGCACUGGGAGAGGGGCACGGGGAAGGCCAGCCCCCCAGCUCCCUGAAGAAAUCCGGGCCGCACCGGAAGAAGGCGGCGCACGUGCGCUUUGCCCCCAUGGCGGAGAGCGAGAGCGAGAAGCGGGACGAGAGCUACUUCGACAGCUACAGCAUGUUUGGCAUCCACAGGGAGAUGCUGAGCGACAAGGCCCGCACCCUGGCGUACAAGGACGCUAUCGAGCAAAACCGCAGCCUGUUUGAGGGCAAGGCGGUUCUGGAUGUCGGCUGCGGCACCGGCAUCUUGAGCCUCAUUGCGGCUUCGGCCGGCGCAGCGGAGGUCGUCGGAGUGGACGGCAGCAGCAAGAUGGCCGCCAUCGCACGCCAGAUUGCCAAAGCCAACGGCUUCCCGUCGUCGUCCACGCAGCUGUCGCUGCCCCCGAGCGGCGGCCCCCCCGCCAAGGGCAUCGUCAAGAUCGUGGACAGUAUGAUCGAGAAGUUGGAGCGGCUGCCGGUGGGCCAGACGGCGGAGCCCGGCAAGGUGGACGUCAUUGUCAGCGAGUGGAUGGGCUACUGCCUCCUCUACGAGUCCAUGCUCGACUCCGUCCUCUACGCGCGCGACAAGUUCCUUGCGCCAGGGGGCGCCGUCCUGCCGGACACCGCACACAUGUUUCUGGCGGGCCUGGGUCGGAGCGCGACCAGCCUGGGCUUCUGGGAGGACGUAUACGGCUUCGACAUGUCCACCGUGGGGCACGAGGUCUUCGCCGACGCCGGGGAAGUGCCCAUCGUUGAUGACGUGCACCCGCAGGAUGUCGUCACCGAGCCGUGCCUCAUCCAGACGUUUGACUUGAUGACCAUGGAGGCCAGCGAGGCCGACUUCACCACCUCAUUUGAAAUCAAGGCGCAGCUGCACGGGGAGUCCUCCCCGGGCCCACCCACCGACACGCCAACAGGCAGCGGCAGCGAGGCUGCCCCGUCGUCUGUGGCGUGCUACGCCCUCGGGGUGUGGUUCGACACCGACUUCACUGCGCGCUUCUGCAAGGACCACCCCGUGAAGCUAUCCACGUCUCCGUUUGCCACCAAGACUCACUGGCAGCAGACCAUCCUGACGCUCAAGGAGCCGGUCACUCUCGCGCUGCCGGGGGCAGCGGCAAGCGCUUCCCCGGAUGCGCCAGUGGGCUCGGCGGAUGCGCCUGCGAAGUUGCUGGCCGGGCGGAUCAGCAUCGUCAAGAGUAGGAAGCACCGCAGCAUUGACAUCUCUAUCGAAUUAACGGCGGUCGCGGCAUCAGGGUCCACGAGGAAGCUGCCAAUUCAGAUCUUUGAACUGUAGGGAAGCCGCCCAGAAGAGCGGGAUUGAAAGGUGAUAAUCCGUCAGCAGAAGAUUGGGGAUUUUGGAAGGUGGAAUGUGCGGGGUUGUCAAGAUGUGAAUAAUUGGUGUCGGAUUUGAGGGGAUCUUCACUUGCUCUUCUUCACUUGCUAGCAACAGCGAAGGAUCCGUUUGCGACUUUUAUGCAUGACCCAAACACACAAAAAUGGAUCGUGUUUCUUGUGAUAUUUACCAUGAUGACGGUAGGGACUGUCAGACAGAACCAAUCAGCUGUCAAUUGCAAAAAUCAUACCAAUUCUGGAACAAAUUUUCC
Klebsormidium nitens is the source of this 3316-nucleotide messenger RNA. The record is from the annotation of a GenBank genome assembly. NCBI's taxonomy places the organism in Eukaryota, Viridiplantae, Streptophyta, Klebsormidiophyceae, Klebsormidiales, Klebsormidiaceae.